This is a messenger RNA of Sphaerodactylus townsendi, 1802 nucleotides long. RefSeq names its product chromodomain-helicase-DNA-binding protein 3-like. Gene Ontology annotation, biological process: negative regulation of transcription by RNA polymerase II; chromatin remodeling. The annotation marks the transcript as partial. The record is from RefSeq and is a predicted model, not a curated record. Gene Ontology annotation, molecular function: ATP binding; chromatin binding; histone binding. The transcript is spliced from 8 exons. Lineage: Eukaryota; Metazoa; Chordata; Lepidosauria; Squamata; Sphaerodactylidae. Gene Ontology annotation, cellular component: chromatin; NuRD complex; nucleus.
GGGUGGGGGGGAUAAAUCCAAACUUUUAAACUCUCCCUCUGUCUUACCUUGCACCGUGGUCUUUCUGAGCCCUGUUAUUUGAGACCUCUUUUGCUUUAUCACUUCUCUACGACCCCCCAGUUUUGGAUGCCAGAGAUGGACGGGUGGCAAUCUGCCUUCUUUUCUUGCUUUCCCUUGGGCCUAGACACCAGCCCAAGGAGCCCCCUGCCUCCCCCCCACCCCCUCAGUCACCUCUUUCCCCAUCAUGCCCCUCAUUUCUGCCUCUGGAAGGGCCUUUCCUAAUGGAGGGCUGCUCCGGUUAUGUACAGCAUUUGUUUCAGAGCGACGAGUUGGGAGAGCCGGAGGAGGAAUCCGACGUGGACAACUCCAGCGUUCACAGCUCCUCGGUGCGUUCAGACAGUUCAGGGAGGGUCAAGAAACUGAAGCGGGGCAGACCUGGACGGAAGAAGAAAAAAGUUGCUGGCAAAGAAGAGGCAGACGGCUACGAGACAGACCACCAAGACUACUGUGAGGUGUGUCAGCAGGGCGGGGAGAUCAUCCUGUGCGACUCAUGCCCCAGAGCUUACCACCUGGUGUGCCUGGAUCCGGAGCUAGACAAGGCCCCCGAGGGCAAGUGGAGCUGCCCCCACUGCGAGAAGGAAGGGGUGCAGUGGGAGCCGAAGGAGGAGGAAGAUGAGUACGAAGGGGAAAUGGAUGACGGGGAGAAGGAGGAAGAGGACGACCACAUGGAGUACUGCCGGGUCUGCAAGGAUGGCGGCGAGCUCUUGUGUUGCGACGCUUGCAUCUCCUCUUACCAUAUUCACUGCCUCAACCCACCCCUCCCGGAGAUCCCCAACGGGGAAUGGCUAUGUCCCCGCUGCACGUGUCCCAUGCUGAAAGGCCGUGUACAGAAAAUCCUCCACUGGCGAUGGGGGGAGCCCCCGACCCCAGUAGCUGCUCCCCCGCCAUCUGACACCAACCCAGAGGCCCCGCCCCCGAAGAUGCUGCAGGGUCGUUCGGAACGCGAGUUCUUUGUCAAAUGGGGCGGCCUCUCCUAUUGGCACUGCUGCUGGAUCAAGGAAUUGCAGCUCGAGAUCUUCCACCUGGUGAUGUACAGAAAUUACCAGCGGAAGAACGACAUGGACGAGCCCCCGCCGCUUGACUACGGCUCCGGCGACGACGAUGGCAAGAGCGAGAAGAGGAAAAGCAAAGACCCCUUCUAUGCCGAGAUGGAGGAGAAGUUCUACCGCUACGGCAUCAAGCCUGACUGGAUGACCAUCCAUCGCGUCCUGAACCACAGUAUUGACAAAAAGGGCAACUACCACUACCUGGUGAAAUGGCGCGACCUGUCCUAUGAUCAGUCCACGUGGGAGGAGGAUGAAAUGGACAUUCCUGAGUAUGAGUACCACAAGCAGGCCUAUUGGCAGCACAGGGAGCUAAUUAUGGGCGAAGAUCCCACUCAUCCCAAGAAGUACAAGAAAAAGAGGAAGGAACUGACAUUGGAGGACCCACCAAACUCUCCCACCAAUGAUCCCACGGUGAAGUACGACAGCCAGCCAAACUUCAUCACCGCCACGGGAGGGACGCUGCACAUGUACCAGCUGGAAGGCCUGAACUGGUUGCGGUUCUCCUGGGCCCAGGGCACGGACACGAUCCUGGCGGAUGAGAUGGGUCUCGGCAAGACCAUCCAGACGAUCGUCUUCUUGUACUCGCUGUACAGGGAGGUAAGGGCAGACCCGUGCUGUCCUGCGCGAGUUAUGCAUCUCGCUCGCUUGCAAGGGCAGGAGCGGAAAACGCUGAGGAACCGGAAGAAGGCUCUCCCG